Gastrolobium bilobum is the source of this 1220-nucleotide messenger RNA. RefSeq names its product protein WALLS ARE THIN 1-like. Bases 1 to 1167 code for a protein of 388 amino acids. Gene Ontology annotation, molecular function: transmembrane transporter activity. Gene Ontology annotation, cellular component: plasma membrane. The transcript is spliced from 6 exons. Lineage: Eukaryota; Viridiplantae; Streptophyta; Magnoliopsida; Fabales; Fabaceae. The record is from RefSeq and is a predicted model, not a curated record.
AUGGCUGAUUCAGGCUCAGGCUCUUCCAAGAGAAUGUGGUGCUCCAUCCCCGAAAAACUUCAGCUUCAUGGAGCCAUGUUGGCCCUGCAGUUUGGCUAUGCUGGGUUCCAUGUGGUCUCAAGAGCUGCACUUAACAUGGGUGUUAGCAAACUUGUUUUCCCAGUCUAUCGGAACAUCAUUGCUUUGCUUUUGCUCCUUCCCUUUGCCUACUUCUUAGAAAAGAAGGAAAGGCCAGCGAUUACUUUAAACUUCCUCUGCCAGUUCUUUUUUCUGGCACUUGUCGGGAUUACAGCAAACCAAGGUUUCUACUUGCUUGGCUUGGAGAACACAACCCCAACCUUCGCAUCAGCAAUACAAAACUCUGUCCCAGCCAUUACAUUUCUCAUGGCAGUCAUACUCAGAAUAGAGCAAGUGCAACUGAACCGAAAAGACGGGGUGGCUAAGGUGGCAGGAACCGUAUUGUGUGUUACAGGAGCAACCGUGAUUACACUUUACAAAGGCCCAACAAUAUACAGCCCAAUACCUCCUCUAAAUAGCAGCAACACAACACAAGUGUUUGAUUUUGGAUCACUCUCACUGGGAGAUGCAAAGGGAAAAAACUGGACCCUUGGUUGUCUCUACCUCAUUGGGCAUUGCUUAUCCUGGUCUGCUUGGCUCGUGUUUCAAGCACCAGUUCUCAAGAAGUACCCUGCUCGCCUCUCUGUUACUUCCUACACAUGUUUCUUUGGACUCUUGCAAUUUCUGGUUAUUGCUUUGAUCCUUGAAAGAGACUCACAGGCUUGGGUUUUCCACUCUGGUGGCGAAGCUUUCACAAUUUUAUACGCGGGAGUGGUAGCAUCCGGAAUUGCCUUCGCUGUUCAGAUAUGGUGCAUUGACAGAGGUGGCCCUGUGUUCGUUGCUGUGUAUCAGCCUGUUCAGACAUUUGUUGUUGCCAUUAUGGCUUCCAUUGCUUUAGGAGAAGAGUUCUACUUGGGCGGGAUCAUUGGGGCAGUGGUGAUUGUGGUGGGACUGUACUGUGUAUUGUGGGGUAAAAAUGAAGAGAAGAAGGUUGCAAAAGAACAACUUGUGCUUACAUCUUCAGCAGAGCAUAGCAUCAUAAGGCCCGCAAGCCACGCCAAAGCAUCACUUAAUCAACCACUCCUCUCUUCAUCAACAGAGAAUGUCUGAUAAAGGGAAUCAUAACUUUAAAUCACAGCAUUUUCUGGUGAGAUGAAAAAGAA